Octodon degus (degu) is the source of this 1047-nucleotide messenger RNA. RefSeq names its product opticin (gene Optc). Lineage: Eukaryota; Metazoa; Chordata; Mammalia; Rodentia; Octodontidae. Bases 7 to 1047 code for a protein of 346 amino acids. The record is from RefSeq and is a predicted model, not a curated record. The transcript is spliced from 6 exons. Gene Ontology annotation, molecular function: protein binding.
ACCCUCAUGAGGCUCACAGCUUUCCUGAGUGUGCUAAGCCUGGCGCUGCAAGAGGCGGGGACAACCUCUGCACCACAGGCAAGGAAGAGGAGCGAAGAGUCGCACCACAGCAAAAGCCUGAGCCUGGAUGAUUUCAGGGAGGUCAGUGACCUGAGAAACCCUGAGGACUGUGAGAGGCUCAUGGACUGCGGGGACCAUCUCCCUGAGGUUAGAACAACCAGCCUAGCUCCUCCAACCAGGAUCAGUCCCUCUGAGAAUUCUAUAGCCACAAGAACAGUAACCUCCAACCCCACGAUGAGCAGGCCUACUUUGACAACAAUGCCAGGCUUACUGGGCUCCCCAACCAGCCAAAGCCUGCCCACUUGCCUAGUCUGUGUGUGCCUCGGUUCCUCCGUGUACUGCGAUGACACUGACCUGGAAAACGUUCCUCCUCUCCCCCGGAUGACCACUUACCUGUACGCCCGCUUCAACCGCAUCAGCCGCAUCAGGGCCGAAGACUUCAAAGGCCUGACAAAACUGAAAAGGAUUGACCUCUCCAGCAACUCCAUCUCCUUCAUCGAUGACGAUGCCCUCCACUCGCUGCCAGCUCUGCAGGAUCUGAUCCUGGCAGAGAACCAGCUGGCAGCUCUGCCCCUGCUGCCCAGUGGCAUUGAGCUCCUGGAUAUCCGCCUGAAUCAGCUCCGGAGCUCAGGGAUACAGCCUGGGGCUUUCGAGGCCCUGGAGAAGCUGCAGUUCCUCUACUUGGCAGACAACCUGCUGGAUUCUGUCCCCGGGUCUCUGCCCCUGAGCCUGCGUUCACUACAUCUGCAGAAUAAUGUGAUAGAGACCAUGCCGAGAGACGCCUUCUGCGAUGAGGCGAAGCACAGACAUACCCGCAGGCGGCUGGAAGACAUCCGCCUGGACGGGAACCCCAUCAACCUCAGCCUCUUCCCCAGUGCUUACUUCUGCCUGCCCCGGCUCCCCACUGGUAGCUUCACCGCGUCCCACAGUCAUCUCCCCCCAGGUCGAGCCCACCGGAGGCACAUGCCACCCAGCCCCCAGCACUAG